Achroia grisella is the source of this 1212-nucleotide messenger RNA. RefSeq lists its product as uncharacterized. The record is from RefSeq and is a predicted model, not a curated record. Lineage: Eukaryota; Metazoa; Arthropoda; Insecta; Lepidoptera; Pyralidae. The coding region runs from base 161 to 1153 and encodes 330 amino acids. The transcript has 3 exons.
AGGGCGCGCUCCCGUACGAGAGCACAGUUCCUUUUAUUGUAUAUAAUUAGGCGAAAUCAACAAUUAAUACAAUCGUUAUCGCACAUUAGUGCCGUCGACUCGCGUGCCGCUUUCGUGAAGCAAUGUAGUAGUGCAUCCGCGCGCGCCGUCCGAGCGAGACAUGAGUUUGUUUACGCAGUCGCGCCGCGAUAGUCCAACGUCUAUAUCAACACAGUGCACCCACUGCAUCGAGAUCGUGGAACCGCAGCCGGAAGACUGUUCCGGCGCUCCCCUCCCGCCUGAAGGCAACGUCAAACUCCGCAACUACCGGCUGCUCAACGAGAACCUCCGCGCGUAUUCCCCGACCGGCGAUAUCCACACCUCACCAGCCAAGGGCAAAUUGGUGUCAAGGUUCGACGUCUGCUCAACCAUAUCGCCGCCAAGAGCGAAAAUACUCGAGCUGCUAAGGCCGGAAGAUCCCGGGCGGGAUGCAUUGGAGGCGAUAAUAAGACCGGCACCUCGUCGAGGUCUCGCGCGACCGCUCGAUGAGGAUACGCGUCGGUUUCUGCAGAGAGCUCUACUCUCCCCGAGCCCGCAAGGUCUGUCGCUGGCCGCUACGCCAGAACCUCCCAAUCCACCGACAGUAACCUCCGAAACUUUGACAGAAUCAGUGAAUUUCACACAGCAGCUACAAAAUUCAAAAUUAGAAAGAUCUCUAGCAGACGAGUUACGAGAAGCAGAAGAAGACGAGCGGUCGGGAGGAAACAUUCGAAAGGAAUUGCUGAGGGAAUUUAGAAGGAGAGGUGGGGGAGUUCGAGAAGCAGUUGAGAGGGACCGAUUGGGGAAGUUGGCGUUAUCAGUGGAGGAAGACGAAGGAGAUUGCCAGGAGGAGAACGGGCUCAGUGCGGCAGCGCGGCGCCUGGACGCGCUGCUGGCAGAGUCACGGGAUCUGCACGAGGAGCUGGCCGGCAUUCAGGAAGACAUCCAGGCGCAGAAUGCGCGCGCAUGUCGGUGCGCGGCAGCUGCGCGCGCGCUUUUCUCGGAGUGGAGGGCGCUGCGGUACAUGGACGACGUGGUUGCUCUGCUGAAGGGCGACGUCGCAGGCGCCGUGAGGGCGAAGGCCUGGCCCUUCGCCCUCGGCCGGAGACAGCCGCACCGGAACUAUAUCGUGUGAUCUCAGAGUAGUGACAUGUGCAACUCCGUGAUCAACCGGCACAGGUGACACUCGACACU